This is a messenger RNA of Saxophila tyrrhenica, 1911 nucleotides long. RefSeq lists its product as uncharacterized. Gene Ontology annotation, molecular function: microtubule binding; microtubule motor activity; ATP binding. Gene Ontology annotation, biological process: microtubule-based movement. The transcript is spliced from 2 exons. Lineage: Eukaryota; Fungi; Ascomycota; Dothideomycetes; Mycosphaerellales; Extremaceae. The record is from RefSeq and is a predicted model, not a curated record. Bases 1 to 1911 code for a protein of 636 amino acids.
AUGUACGCCUACCUCCGCCUUCGCUCGCAGAUUUCCCUCGAAGACCUCUGCGACGCUUUCGACGAGUACACAAACAGCGAGCGCUUUUACUUGAACGAGAUGGCGCAUCGGGCGUUGAAGACGGCGCAUUCGAAUGCGAGUGCGCCGGUGGUGAUGAGGGCGGGCGCGAGCGAGGCGGGGUUGAGGCGGAGGGAGGAGGAGAGGCCGUCGGUGGUGGGUGUGGAGGGGGCGGAGGGGGGGAAUGUCAAGGUUGUUGUGAGGGUGAGGAAGUUUAUUAAGAGAGAGCUCGAGAAGCGGUCGCCGUGUUUGGUCGAGAUGGUUCCGGAGACGCAACAGACGAUUUUGCAUCCGCCUGAGUUGACGGCUGAGGAGGUGAAGAAUAUGCGGAAGCAGUAUGAGACGAGGGACUUUACGUUCGACAAGUCGUUUUGGUCACAUAACGAGGCGGAUGCGCAUUAUGCGGAGCAACAGCAUGUGUAUGAGUCGUUUGGAGAGGAGUUUCUGGACCACAACUUUGACGGCUACCACACUUGUAUCUUUGCGUACGGACAGACGGGCUCGGGCAAAUCGUACACCAUGAUGGGGACACAAGAUCAGCCAGGACUCAUCCCACGGACAUGUCAAGGCUUGUUCGAGCGUAUCGAAGCGGAGCAGAACGGCAGUAUAACAUACAACGUCCACGUCUCCUACUUUGAGAUCUACAACGAGCACGUCAAGGACUUACUCACGCCUCGCACCACACCUCCAACAUACCUCAAGAUCCGCGAGAGCCCUUCGGAAGGCGUGUACGUCCAGAACUUGACCGACGAGCAAGUAAAAAGCUACGAAGACAUCGAGCGCCUCAUGAAGACCGGCGACCUCAACCGGACCACGGCCAGCACCAAGAUGAACGACACCUCCUCCCGCAGCCACGCAGUCUUCACCCUCACCCUCAAGCAAAUCCAGCACGACAUCGCCACCGACAGCACCAUCGAGCGCCUCGCCCGCAUGCGCCUCGUCGACCUCGCGGGCUCCGAACGCGCCAACCGCACCGAAGCCACCGGCCAACGCCUCCGCGAAGGCGGCAACAUCAACCAGUCCCUCACGACCCUCGGCCGCGUCAUCGCCGCCCUCGCUGAUCCAAAGCGCCAACAAGCACAAUCCAGGCCGAACAGCCGGCAAAACCAAUCCAAGCGCCGCGCCGAAGUCGUCCCCUACCGCGACUCCGUGCUCACCUACCUCCUCAAGUCCUCGCUCGGAGGCAACUCCAAAACCGCCAUGGUGGCCUGUAUCUCGCCGACCGACUACGAGGAAACGCUUAGCACGCUCCGCUACGCCGACCAAGCGAAACGCAUCCGUCUCACCGCCGUCGUCAACCAAGACGCCGUCAGCGCCGCAGAGCGCGACGCGAAGAUCAUGGAGAUGCAGGAGACGAUCAAGUGUCUCCAGCUCAGCGUCAACGCCGCCGCGACAAGGAAGCGGGACGAAGCGGAUCGCGCGAGGGACGAGAUGGAGGAUUAUCAGCGGCAGGUGGGCAAGAUGCAGCGGGCGAUGGAGGAGUCGCGGGCGGUGAGCGAUGUCAAGAUCCGUGCUCUUCAGAUGGAAGUCGAGGAGUUACGGCCGCAGAACGAGGCGCUGAAGUUGGAAAUUGAGGCGCUGAGACGGCAUUUAUCGCUUGCGGUCGGGGAGUUGAAGAAUCCGAUUGUGUUGCCGAAGGAGGUGGGUGGGGAGGAAGAUGGGAGUGAUAGUGGCUUUGACGACGACGAUUUUAGUGAUGCGGGCGGGCUUAAGUUUUAUGGUGAGGAGGGCUCGUUUGAGCAUGAGCAGUGGCAGAGGGAUGUGGAUGAGGUGUUGAAGGAUCUGGCGUUGUUUAAGAAGAAAGUGGCGGAUGAUCGGGAGAGGUUCCCACGGCCGUGGGAAGCGGUUCAGUGA